Sphaerulina musiva SO2202 is the source of this 1280-nucleotide messenger RNA. RefSeq lists its product as uncharacterized. The transcript has a single exon. Lineage: Eukaryota; Fungi; Ascomycota; Dothideomycetes; Mycosphaerellales; Mycosphaerellaceae. Bases 26 to 733 code for a protein of 235 amino acids. The record is from RefSeq and is a predicted model, not a curated record.
AACGGAUUUAUUGCCAUACUCCAUCAUGGGCUGGCUGUGGUCUUCGAGCUCUGACGAUGCAGUCACAAGCACCACACCCAACGAGUCUUUACCCAAGCAGCCUCCCAAGGAGACUCCAGUGGCCCUCACAGAAGAGCAGCGCAUGCGCAUCUUUGGCCGUCCUUCCUCUACGCCCUCAUCUGCCUCUUCUCAGCAAACUCAAGCCGACGCCGAGCUCGAAGCUCUUAUCCAGGAAUUCUCCUCCUCCGACCCCACGAACCCAUCCAAAGCGCGCACAGCCCUAGAAAAAGCCGAACAGACAGCGCUCCCAGCCCAGGACCGCCACGAACCACUCCCCAUCUCCCGCACCCUGCCCGAUGGCAGUCUCGACAUCUCUCCCUCUGCAAUCUUGCCUCGGACCUUGUCGUGCCGCCAGGCCUUCGACCAAGCAUUCUACUGCCAAAGCGUAGGCGGCAAGUUCAAUGACAUUUACCGAUAUGGGCAUUUGCGCCCGUGUUCGGAGCAAUGGGGUGCGUUUUGGUUCUGCAUGCGCACGAGGACGCUGCCCGAAAAAGAGAAGGAAGUGGAGGUUGCGAGGUACUAUCGGGAACGGGAUGAGAAGAGGAAAUUGGAGAAGGGGAGUAGUGAAGAUGUUUGGGAAAUUAGGACGAGAGCUGUGGACCGGGCAUUUUGGAGAGAUCCAGACGAGGAUGCGAGUGAGGUUGGAAAGGAUGGUAUUUCAGGCCCAGAAUGAGAAGGAGGUCAAUUUGGGCAAGCGCAGAACGUGGAAACUUGGAAGGUGCCUGCUCGUGCCGCAGGUUGACAAGUGAACUUCACGACUGAGGCUUUAUAAGUGACCCAUACAAGUGAGCCAUACCAAUGAGCUUGUCAUAACUGAGUCUUGUGAAAGUGAGGCUUUACAAAUGAGCUUUAUAACUGAGGUUCACAACUGAGGCUUCACAACUGAGGCUUCACAAUUGCUUCGCAAGUGAGCUUUUCACAAGUGAGCUUCACAAAGUGAGCUUCACAAAGUGAGCUUCACAAAGUGAGCUUCGCGGUGUUCCAAGUGAGCUGCUUACCAAGUGAGCUUUGCAAGUGAAGUUUGGAGGUGAAGUGUGGAGGUCAAGUUUGGAGGUGAGGUUUGGAGGUGAGCUGUGAAAGUUGGACCUGAAGUUUGGAAGUGAAGUUUGCUGGUGGUCUUUGCAGGUGGUCUUUGCAGGUGGUCUUUGCAGGUGGUCUUUGCAGGUGGUCUUUGCAGGUGGUCUUUGGAGGUGAGCUUCGGAGGUGGACUUUGCAGCUGG